Messenger RNA from Aspergillus chevalieri, 516 nucleotides. RefSeq lists its product as uncharacterized. The coding region runs from base 1 to 516 and encodes 171 amino acids. The transcript has a single exon. The record is from RefSeq and is a predicted model, not a curated record. NCBI's taxonomy places the organism in Eukaryota, Fungi, Ascomycota, Eurotiomycetes, Eurotiales, Aspergillaceae.
AUGCCGCCGACAGCCUGGACGAAUACUGCUUCUACACCAUCUACACCACCCUCUCCGAAUACACCUUUACCGGAAGCACAACAAUCUCCUCCGGCGAUGGCACUCUCCUCCGACGAUGGCUCCUCUGGCGGAAAGUCUCAUGGCUUGACUGACAAGAAACGAUCCCCUCGAGUAAAGCGCAGCCAUCAUGGAGGAAGUUCCGGCACAUCCACCGGGCCGUGCAAUAGCACCGUGGAAGUGACAUCCAUGUACGCUAGUGCGAAGGCACGGUGUAGUGAGACGGGGCUGAAGGCUACUGUGCCGCACUGGCAGAGUUUGCGUGCGGAAAAUAGUCUUAAGUUGAUGGAUCUGGCUGGGGUUGAGGCGAAUCUUACAGAUUUGUAUAUUGGGAAUUUGCCGGAGAUUGAUCUGGAUGUGAAUAGUACGGAGACUACUGAAACUAUUCAAAAACCAGUUUUGUCCAGCGAGGCUUACUAUAAGAGGGCUUGGAAAUCUUAUGUUGAUGGUCCUCGUUGA